Acinonyx jubatus (cheetah) is the source of this 2320-nucleotide messenger RNA. It is a transcript of the gene CAP2, whose product is annotated as cyclase associated actin cytoskeleton regulatory protein 2. The coding region runs from base 327 to 1760 and encodes 477 amino acids. The transcript is spliced from 13 exons. The record is from RefSeq and is a predicted model, not a curated record. Gene Ontology annotation, biological process: cytoskeleton organization; regulation of adenylate cyclase activity; cell morphogenesis. Gene Ontology annotation, molecular function: adenylate cyclase binding; actin binding. Lineage: Eukaryota; Metazoa; Chordata; Mammalia; Carnivora; Felidae. Gene Ontology annotation, cellular component: cytoplasm.
GGCGCUUGGCAGGCUCUCUCUCCUGCCCUCCCCACGUCCCUCUCCCGUCUCCCACGGCCCAUCUGCCCCUCCCUUCCUCCAGCCCCCUCUCCGCUCUGCUCCCCUUUAUUUCCACUCCCCACCCGCGGGGCUCUGCCCUCCCUCCCUCUCUCUUCCCCUCCGCUCGGCUGUAUUUGGAGCUCCCGGAAGCCGCCGGCGACUCUCCCCGGGAGCAGCGUGACUGACACCGGCUCCGCUUCGGGGGGGAGGAGGGCGCGGGAGGAGGGUGCGAGUGGCCGGACUCGGAUUUGCGCCGCCGGGGACCCGACCUCGGGGCUCCCAGCAGAAUGGCAGAGAUGCAAGGACUGAUGGAGAGGCUGGAACGGGUGGUCGGCCGACUGGAGUCGCUGUCUGCAGAGUCACACCGGCCUCCUGGGGACUGUGAGGGACUUAAUGGUGUCAGUAGAGGUGUGGCACCCUCCGUGGAAGCCUUUGAUAAGCUGAUGAACAGCAUGGUGGCGGAGUUUUUACAGAAGAGUAGGAUCCUUGCUGGCGAUGUGGAGACUCACGCGGAAAUGGUGCAUAGUGCUUUCCAGGCCCAGCGGGCUUUCCUUCUGAUGGCCUCUCAGUACCAACAACCCCAAGAGAAUGAUGUCGCUGCGCUUCUGAAACCAAUCUCAGAAAAGAUCCAGGAAAUCCAAACUUUCAGAGAGAGAAACCGGGGGAGUAAAAUGUUUAAUCAUCUGUCGGCCGUCAGCGAAAGCAUCCCUGCCCUUGGGUGGAUAGCUGUGUCCCCCAAACCUGGUCCUUAUGUCAAGGAGAUGAAUGAGGCUGCCACCUUUUACACUAACAGAGUCUUAAAGGACUACAAACACAGCGAUUUACGCCAUGUGGAUUGGGUGAAGUCCUAUUUGAACAUAUGGAGUGCUCUGCAAGCAUACAUCAAGGAACACCAUACCACCGGCCUGACUUGGAGCAAAACUGGGCCAGUAGCAUCAACCGCAUCAGCAUCGUCUGUCCUGUCCCCUGGGCCUGGCCUUCCUCCGCCCCCUCCCCCACCCCCUCCUCCAGGGCCACCUCCACUUUUUGAGAAUGAAGACAGAAGAGAGGAGCCCUCCCCUUCACGCUCAGCUCUAUUUGCCCAACUUAACCAAGGGGAAGGAAUUACGAAAGGGCUCCGGCACGUCACAGAUGACCAGAAGACAUACAAGAAUCCCAGCCUACGGACUCAAGGAGGACAAACUCCAUCUCCUACCAAAAGCCUCUCUCCAGGCUCCAGGGACCCCCCAUCUCAUCCUCCUCAGAAACAUGCUCCCGUGUUCGAGUUGGAAGGAAAGAAAUGGAGAGUCGAGUAUCAAGAGGACAGGCAUGACCUUGUGAUUUCGGAGACCGAACUGAAACAAGUGGCUUACAUUUUCAGCUGCAACAAGUCCACUCUACAGAUGAAAGGAAAAAUAAAUUCCAUUACAAUCGACAACUGUAAGAAGUUUGGCCUUGUGUUUGACAACGUGGUAGGCAUUGUGGAAGUGAUCAAUUCCAAGGAUAUUCAAAUGCAGGUCAUGGGGAAAGUGCCAACGAUUUCCAUUAAUAAGACGGAAGGUUGCCACAUCUACCUCAGUGAAGAUGCACUGGACUGUGAGAUCGUGAGUGCCAAAUCAUCUGAAAUGAAUGUCCUGAUUCCUCAGGAUGGUGAUUAUAGAGAAUUUCCUGUUCCAGAACAGUUCAAGACAGCCUGGGAUGGAUCCAAGUUGGUCACGGAACCUGCAGAAAUUAUGGGCUAACCUCCAGAGAGACUGAGCCCCCUGACCUGAACCCAUCAAAAAAAGAAACAAGCAAAACAAAAAAAAACAAAAAAACAAGCAGCAUUGAAGACCUAGAAGUCGCAGGAACACCUACUGCUUUAGUUUUGGCUUCCAGCAGUUCUGUGUUCUAGAAACAGCAUCAUUUCUGGCAUGCCUUCGUGGGCAUUUUGAAGUAUUUACUGUUUCUUCAUGAUUUGCCUUUGUAUGUAAUUUGAGUUCCACAUGAUGACUAGUGAGCAUUACACAUUUUAAGGGGGAGGGGAGAAUUCUGUCCCCCUAAUAUCAUGAACACAGUAGCUGAUAGGUAAAAAUACUGCAUGAUUCAAUUUGACACUUCAGUUUAAUUGCUAGUUGGAAAAUAAAACCUUUGAGAAUCUAAGAUGUACAUUUUUACCCUUGAGACAGUUUCAGUGUGAUGCAGUAGUAAUAUGCUCUGAAAAGUUUUGACCUUUGUUCCCUCGUUUUUACCAAAUGUUCACCUUUGUCAGCGUGGAUACAUUGUCAGCAUGAUACAUAUUUCAAGGCACUUUUUUUUUUUU